Messenger RNA from Leopardus geoffroyi (Geoffroy's cat), 3845 nucleotides. RefSeq names its product phosphoinositide interacting regulator of transient receptor potential channels (gene PIRT). The transcript is spliced from 2 exons. Gene Ontology annotation, molecular function: phosphatidylinositol bisphosphate binding; transmembrane transporter binding. The coding region runs from base 743 to 1150 and encodes 135 amino acids. Lineage: Eukaryota; Metazoa; Chordata; Mammalia; Carnivora; Felidae. Gene Ontology annotation, biological process: positive regulation of cation channel activity; phosphatidylinositol-mediated signaling. The record is from RefSeq and is a predicted model, not a curated record.
CGUCCCUGCCACCUUGGAACCGAGGACAUUAAAUAAGCAUACACCUGCCCUCUCUGACUUCCAGAACAAACAGAGCUCCCAGAUCUCAUUGUCACGGCCUGCCCCGUAGAGCGCGUGCAGAGCCUCUGAGCCCACCCUCUGGUAGCCCCAUUACCAUCUCCUCCACCACCAUCACGCAGUCCACCGACCCAGAAACUCCAGCUCUCCCGAUUCCCGAGAAGCAGCCCUGCCCAGAGACCAACCGAAGGCACAUCUCUUCCAAAACUUGAAGACAGACCGCACAGAAGCUUCAUUAAUUUUGCACAAGAUUCGUCUAAUAGUGGCUGAGCAGAGAGGAGACAAAGCCACCGGACGUUGCCUGUGCCAGCAGCCCGCCAAGGGUUAACCCAUUAGCCCAUAUCCUGGUGAGCUCAUCCCCACUGGAGCCUGCUCAGUGGCUGGGAUUCACUGCUCACCAGCUCCUGGAGGGGGCCGGGGAGGCUUUCUCCAGGGCUGGGAUGAACAACUUGAACAGAAACUCAUUGCCGGGUGCCUCCCCCACCGUGCAAGCUGCCUCUGAUUCCCAGGUUCACCGUCCUCUCCUGGGACCCUGAGGACACACAAAGCCAGGCAUCGCCCUCCGCUGAGAGCCAGGCUGCAGACGGAUGCUGAGAACAGGAAGGGCGUGUGAGGACCGCUUUGGCUUCACCCCUGCUUCUAACUGUUGCGGGUACCGGGUGCCCAGUCCCGAGGAGCCGUGACAAUGGAGGCUCUCCCCAGGGCCCUGGAGGUCGAGGAGAAGUCUCCGGAAUCCAAGGACCUGCUGCCCAGCCAGACCGCCAGCUCCCUGUGCAUCAGCUCCAGAAGUGAGUCUGUCUGGACCGCCACCCCCAGGAGUAACUGGGAAAUCUACCGUAAACCCAUCGUCAUCAUGUCGGUGGGGGGCGCCAUCCUGCUCUUCGGCGUGGUCAUCACCUGCCUGGCCUACACCCUGCACCUGGGCAACAACAGCCUUAAGGUCCUUAAGAUGAUAGGGCCCGCCUUCCUGUCGCUGGGACUCAUGAUGCUGGUGUGCGGGCUGGUGUGGGUGCCCAUCAUCAAAAAGAAACAGAAGCAGAGACAGAAGUCCGUUUUCUUCCAGAGCCUCAAGUCCUUCUUCCUGAAUCGCUGAUGGCGGCCAACAGCUCUGUUCUCCCUGUCGCCCCGCCCCCUCCGCUGGGGAGGAGAUCUGACAAGGACAUCAACAUCCCCAUCUUCUUGGGGGUGGGGCUAGCCAUAAAGCAGACCAGCGAAGCCUCUUCCUGGCCCUGCGGGGAAGAGCUCAGGGCUCCGAGUGCAGCUGGAGGAGGCUGCUGGCUGUGUCUCAUUUAGGCUCUCUGUAACUGCCCUGCCUCCCCUUAGACGCUGGCCGCAGGCAUCCCCUUUCAAGGCUCACUCCCUGCUCCUGCAUCCAGGUACCAGCCAUCUAACUCUCUCCGCAGAGCGCUAUGCAUGUUGGGAAAUUCCUCCGGCCAGGCUGUGCCCCAAGGAGAGCCUCCUGUUUCUGCAUCUGAGUGCCUGAGCUGGAUUCGCCCAUUUGCACCCGAACUGACUGGUAGAGGUCCCUCACAGAAGAGCCAGAAGACUGGUCUGGCUCCCUGUGUUCACCAGCCCCAGCUCUCUCUGUGGGCAAGAUACUGAUCGGCAUUUCAAAAGACGAGACGAGUCACAUGUAUAAAACACGGCGAAGAGCGAACAGUAAGGGUGGCCAGGGAGAAACGCUUUGGAAGAAGGCGCGUCCCCCCUCCCCCGACCCCAGAAAAGGCGCUGGGAGUCAGCCAGCUGAGGAAAUUUAACUCCGGGUUAUAGAGUUUUUUUUACAUCAGAGGCCGUGUGGGCUGGACUGGGGGUGCCACAGUUUGACCUUCUAGCUCCCCUGUGAACUUGACAAUUAGCCAAGCAAAAGUGCAUGUUGCCCUGACUCCCCCUUCCCCCUGUCUGUCUACCCGGCCCCACCCCCAAUUCUAGAACAGCAAGACAGAGACCGCAGAGGGAUUCUGUAAGAUUGUUCUGUCCUUCACCUCCAUCGAGGACCAAAGAUCAUGCGCCGCACCUGAACGGUCUGUGGGUUUCCAGAGAGAGAGGAUUUGCUUUAGAAAAAUCCCAAUGUCUGGUCUCCCUGCCUAUAGCCACCGAAGGAGCGAACAUUUACUGGGCACCCUUCUCUGGGGCCAGGCCCUGGGAUGGGAACCGGCCAGACAACUUCAUUCCAAAGCGAGACAUAUGGCCAGGCCGAGGUGCGGCUGCAACACCCGUGCUGGGCGCGCUAUGGGGGAAACGUGGCAGGUGCAGGAACACAGAGGGGGCAUCUCACCCAGACGGGGGAGAGGACGGAGGGAUUGCGGGACUGUGCCACUGGAAUGGAGGACAACAGGAAAGAUAAGAGCUAGCAAAGGGGGCGGGGGGCGGCAAUUUGGGGGGCAAAAGUCCAGGUGGGGGAAGGGGGAGGGGAGGGAGCUUAACGAAAUUAGGCAACUGCACGGCAACUUCCUGCCUCUUGGCCUGCUUCCCACCUGCUUCCCAUCUGCCUUAGUGCAGCCUCUCCAGGGGCCACAAUGAGGCCACAGACUGGAAGGAGGUUUCCAGGGGGUCCACCAAGCAGAGAGCACCCGUGAGGUAAGCGCUCCCCAAAUCUGGGGCUUAGGGUGAGCAGAGGCUCUUAGGUGACAGACCAGGAGGCUGCCCUGGGCCGGGCCAGAGGUCCAGUGGAGAGCACGGAUAACGAGGUGUGAAGGGAGGGCAGCCUCUCUAGGGUUUCUGGGCCCCGCUCCCCUGUCACCGUGGCAACCCCCCCCCCCCCCCCAACAAGCCUCCAGUAUUUCCAUCCUCUGUGGUAGUUCCAGAUGCAGAGUCAGAACCUCACCUAGUUCCUUCUGCAUCAUGGGAAACUCCAUGGAGGCAGGUACCUGUCCCAGGGGGCCACCCCUGCCCCACCCACCUGAGAAGCCAGAACUUGGGGGGACUGUGGCCUUUGGGGCUUCACCCAAAACGACCAUGUGUCUCAUUCGGACAGCAUAGCCAGGUCCUCUAGCUGAACUGUCCCCUGCAUGAGGCGGUCAAGUCCCGUCUGGGGUGUGCUGCAAGUGCUUUGUCCUUAACUGUCGUUCUAGUGCCUCGAGUGACAGGGCUUACAGACCAUCUACCCGCCUUUCUCUGGCCUGAAUGCAGAUUCCGCAGCGGCCCUAUACUAUCACUCUCGCCUCUCCUGAUGCUUUCUUACGUGAGAGUAAACAGGACGGGCUCUCAGCUCGCUCACUGGGGAUCCACACUCCCUGUGUCUCCCCACGUCCGCCCCAAAGCUCGUGGUCUGGGCGCAGCUGUGGUAGAGAGGCCCAUGCGGAGGCUACUGUUGUGUACGUCUUGCUGGGAGUCUGGGGGCGGCCAUGACUCUAGGAAGUAUCCAAGAUCUGGACUCACCUGGAAGUUUCCAGCAAUGCUUGCCCACGCGCCCUGCCCCUUAAGCUAGCAUCUCAGCAAGAAUAAUGAGGAAACAUCCCCCGAGCAUCACUCAUCACCACUGGGAUCCCCGCCCAUGGGCGUGGACCAGGGAACAUGCCAGCAUCACGCUGAGGGGCUUUUGCCAAAGGCCAUCGCCGCAUGGGAUGCUGGGGCGUCUGCGCAGCUGGUCUGGAAUGUGGCCCAGGCCAGGCGCCGCAUUUCUGGGGGAAAGCAUCUCCACCGAGACUCUUCCGGUGCCCGUGGAUCGGAGGACGGGACCGGCAUCCACGUGUCUCUGCUCCGCGGACUGUACCCUUCCACCCACAGCUGUUCUGUUUGGGAGAUUUUGAUUUAAUCUGAGUCCUUAAAGGAACUGACGUAAUGUUGAA